AUGGCAGAUGCGGCGACCACUGAAGCUGACACUGAGGCGCAAAUGGAACUCCCAAAGGUCGCCUGGUCUGAUGUGGCCAUCACAUUGCUUGUGGCCUUCAGUGUAAAUUUAUUGUACAACUUCAUCCUCAAUCUGAUUCGAUCCAGUCGGGCAAGAAAGAAGUCCAUCCGGAAACCGUUUGUACCGCAAAAAUUCCUGACAUUGAGAAUUUCCAACAUUCCUUGUAUUCCUAGUGUGACCGCAGACAGCUUGCGACAACUCUUGUCAGAUCUACCAAUUGCAGCCCAAGGUACUGGCUGCCAGCCAAACCUACUUGAGUUUUCAUAUUCGCCAACUGCUGUUUCAGCUUUUUCCUCGCGAUAUGCAGUUGUCACGGCCACCUUUGAGCAUGCUCCAGCCAUCAACGAACUAGAGAUUGUUCUCAAGCAGAAAUUUGGAGCUGAGGCCGGUCAUUUAAAAGUCGAUCGAGAUUUCUUGGGCAUCACGCCACUGUCUGAUAGCGACAACGUCCAUGUAGAUAUUCUUUUCGGUAGCAUUAUUGCGGUAACUGGACUCGCCGGCCAUGCUUUUGGAUCAUGGAAGUCAAAAAGCUUGCCGCAUAUGUGGCUACGCGAUUUUCUCCCGCAGUCGGUUUUAAACGCGCGCAUUCUUACAUACGGCUACGAUACCAAGAUAUACGGAAGUCAAUCCGAGGAAUCCAUACUAGAAUUAGCCAAGGCCUUGCUUGAGUCUAUUAAAACCACUCGGCGAAAGAGUAUCAGAAAUCGGCCUAUUAUAUUCAUUGCGCACAGUCUUGGUGGCCUUGUUGUUAAAGAGGCUCUUGUGCAAGCUUCAGUAGGCAGCGAAGAAGAUCAAACGAUCUACAGGUCAUGCUAUGCGCUUUUGCUCUUUGGCGUCCCAAACAGAGGACUGAACAACCUAAGCCUAAAGUCAAUGGUCAAAGGACAGCCCAACGAGAGUUUAGUGAGAGAUCUUGGAGAAUCCUCUCGAUUUCUAAGCUUACUCCAUGAGCGGUUUAAUGCGUGCUUCACAUUUGAUGACUCUCAUAUACUGUCGAUCAGCGAGACAAAACAUACGGCGACAGUUGAAUGGAAUUCAGAAACCGGCACAUGGGAAAGAACCGGACCUGAAGUCAUGAUAGUUGGGCAUACAUCGGCUACCAACGCUCACCAGAACGAGAAGACUUACAAUCGCUUGUCCAUUAACUCCGAUCAUUCCGAAAUGGUCAAAUUCAGUGACAUCUCGAACCCAGACUACUUGAAUAUCCAGUCUAGACUAGUAGAGCUAGUCAAUGGUGCACCGAGUGCCAUAAGGGAGCGUUUUGAUCAUCACACGAGAAAAACAACUCAAUUGGAGAGGCAGUUUGUACGAAAUCUGAAGGCUCCUGAUAGCGAGGCAUUUAGAAAUGACAAAGUUGGUGUCCGAACGCCGGGAACGCUUGACUGGUUCUUGCGCAAUGAUAUUUAUCGAGGUUGGAAAUGUGCGGACACUCCGUCUGGCCUUUGGAUUCAAGGGUCGCCGGGCCAGGGCAAGACAAUGCUGGCCAAGUUCAUCUUGGACACGCUGGAGGACUCAGUACCCAGCUCAGAAAUACCGUCAGUUGUCAUAUACUUCUUCUUUUACGACCAAGACGAAAGUUACCGUACCGCCGGAGCCGCUAUGAGGUCUCUUAUCAAGCAAAUGCUGCAUCUAGCACCCGAUGCAUUUCAAAUUGUCACUCAAACGUUCGAUAUCGAAAGCUCUGAUAUCAGCGAUAAUUCGUUGCGGGACAUUCUCAAGGACUUGCUUCAAGCUUCUCAGCUCGGUACUAUCUACUGUGUCCUUGAUGGGCUAGAUGAAUGCCAAAACGAUGGCUCAAGGAAGAUGCUACUUGAUCUCAUCGCUAGUAAUCUUCGACAAUCAUCAACCCGAAGAAAUAGUUCCGUUCCGACGCUGAAGACCCUUCUCACUAGUCGUCCAACGGUUGAUAUACAUGGCGAGCUUUAUCAUCUGCCGAACAUCCAACUUAAAGCCAAUCAUGAGGAUCUUGAGAUUUUCAUAAAGAACAAAGUGCACGACUUGCAGUUUCACGAAGAUCUCAAGCAAAAGGCCAUUCACUUGCUGGGCAGCCGUGUUGAGCAAACGUUCUUAUGGAUAUCGAUCGUCUUAAAGAGGCUCAAGGUUGCAACGCCUUUGUUAUCAGAAGCAGGGAUGGAAGAAAUGAUUAACGAAAGUCCAUCCGAUCUUGAAAAUUUGUUUGAAAACAUCAUCAGUCGUAUCAAAGAAGCAAAAGACAUAACGGCUCAAAAGCUUUUGAUAUGGGCCGUGUACGGCAGAAGACCCUUGACAUUAGCUGAGCUUGAAGAGGCCAUAGCAGUCCAGGAUGAUUCUACGAGUAAAGAAUCCACCAAGAAAUAUUCGGUAGCUCUCACCGAGAGCGGCGUGACGACGGCCACAGGACUGAUAUUGGAGAUUAUUGACGGGAAAAUCCAUCUCGUGCACCAAUCAGCAAAGGAUUUCCUCCUCAAGAGUGGGCAUCUUGCCGAGUUUGCAUUUUGCACGAGUCUACAUCCAAGUUCAUAUUUAGCAAAAGUCUGUAUGACAUACCUGUGCUUUACAGACAUUGUCGAGUCAAGGUCCUGUCGAAACGACGAGUUCCUAAACGCAGGGAAUAUUCAGUAUCCUUUCUUACAAUACGCAGCGCGCAACUGGUACCGUCAUCUCGAGAAAGAGGAUAUAAAUAAGUUCGCUAGACUUAUUAGUCGGUUAACAGAGCCUAAGUCUUCGGCACUUUUGACAUGGGGAGCAGUCAACGGAGUUGUCAACCUAGAAGAGGCCAGAGACACUUGGGAAGUUGCUUUGAAGGUGAAUAUUCCGUGGCUGGUUGACCUACAAAUAGACUCAACAGUAAUCACGAAAGCGAUGAUUGAGAAAGCAGUCGCGAAUGGCAUGACAGAAUACGACUAUUUACGGAAGCUUGUUAAAAAACACGACACUCUUUUUACAGAGGAAGAGCUUUGUCUAGUUGUUGAACACCUCGACCAUGCGCUAGUUCGACAAAUAUUAAGCGGACAAACCAGCGCCGUUGUUACGCAAAAUGUCUUUGAAGCGGCAGCAACGAACGUCAAAUAUGGCAGGCUUGUAGUCGAGGCAAUUCUAGAGCUCAACAUUUGCUUCAUCGUUACAGUCAAAUUUUUGAAUCUGGCACAAAAUAACGAUGUAAACGGCAAAGAUAUCAUCCAAUUUGUCCUUGACAACCACAACUUAGAGAUUUUCGAAGAAGCGGUAGCCAAUAUAGUUGCAAGCGGAGACAUGGAGCGGGUGAAACUGAUGUUCAAGCGAGAGCAGCUUGAUGGCCUUCAACUAGCACUUGGAUCAGCAAUGAAACAGGGAAAUUACGACUUGUUAAUGCUCAUGUUGAACAAGGGAGGGGAUACAAUAAAAAUUACAGAAAAUUGUCUGCAGGAUCUAGUCAACUCAUCCCCCCCAGACGACCUGAAAAACUUUCUUAGGGCACAUAAGGGAAAAGCCAGGAUCACAGAAAGUAUUAUCAUAGAUACUGCGAACCACGAAAAAAAGAGAGAGCACCUGCUGCUGUUUUUCUUGAAAGAACGAGGCGAGGAUUUCCAAAUUACAGAGGAAAUAUUGGAAGCAAUCAUACCUGGAGAGGAUUCAGAGAAUGAGGCGCUGAAGUUUCUACUUGAAGAGAGAAGCCAUGAGAUACAUAUGACUGAGGGUAUCUGGAAAGCGGCUGCUGCUAACCGUCGUUCUAACGGUGAAACAAUUCGUCUCCUUAUUCAUAUGAAAGGCCAUGAGCUUCAUAUUAGCGAAGAGAUUUUGAGAAGCGCGGCAGAAAAUCGCAACUGCGGUCAUAGGAUUUUGAGGCAGUUUUUGGUCACGAAGAAAGAUGAUGUUAAGAUUACAGAAGCAAUUUUGAAAGAGUUACUUGGAAAUGCUUUUGGAGUAUCGCAGAUAGAAGGCGUUCUCAAAGAGGCCCAUAGACGUGGUAUCUGGAUCAAUACAGAAGAAAUGGUGAGAAUUGCAGCGAAAUCCAAGUACGGCGAUUCCGCAAUACAAGCUUUAUUCGUGACGAUGGGAGGAGAUGAGAUUCACAUAACUGAGAAAGUUUUGAAGGAGGUAGCAAGAAACGGAUCAUGGGGUGCCCAUAAAAUCAUGAAAUACAUCUGGAGGUUGAAAGGUGAUAAGAUCCAGAUUACCGAGGAUGUUCUAAUAGAAGCAACGAGAAAUCGUUACGGAUAUGCGAUGAUGAGCACCAUUUUCACGAUAAAUGGCCGUAAGACGCACAUUACGGAGAAGCUUCUGAAGAUGAUGUUGGAAAUGAACAUUGGCAGUCGACAGAUGAGUAUCCUCAUUGCUAACACAGAAUACGUCGAUAUCAACAUCACAGAAGAGUCUCUGAUUGAGGUGGUCAUAAACGGGAAUAACUGGAAUUUAUUGUCACUCCUCUUAAAAGUCCAUCGCGACAAGAUUAAGGUUACUGAAAAAGCUGUGAAGGCAGCUAUGGGAACAAAACAUAGCUGUCAGAUAUUAUCCAUUAUUUCAUGGUUCAAAGGGAAACGGGUCCAAAUUACUGAUGAGACUAAGGAACUCAUGAGUGCGGAGCAACUCGAAUGCUGGGAUAGGCCUGGAAAGUACCUCCCCUCCUCUCCACGCCCGGUAGUUGAAGAUGUUGAUGAAACUUUGGGUUCCCCACUGGUUAGUAACAGUAGAAAGAGAAUAUACUGGUCGGGAAGAAACAAUAGAAAGAGAGAAUACUCGUCGGGAGAAGAGUAA
This is a messenger RNA of Trichoderma gamsii, 4773 nucleotides long. RefSeq lists its product as hypothetical. The record is from RefSeq and is a predicted model, not a curated record. The transcript is spliced from 7 exons. Bases 1 to 4773 code for a protein of 1590 amino acids. NCBI's taxonomy places the organism in Eukaryota, Fungi, Ascomycota, Sordariomycetes, Hypocreales, Hypocreaceae.